UCUCUUAAGCGACACACACAGAGAUAAAAAGAGGGGGGGAGAGAGAGAGAGAGAGCAUUUCAAUCACCGUGAUGGCGGCGGCGGCUCAUAUAGAUAUAGAGCCAGCAAUACCCGAAGAAGAAACGACGUCGAAUUCCCUUAUACGAAACACUCGUUGCUGCUUCUGUUUCCCUUGCUUCAGCUCCCGUCGUACGCCUGCCGUUGGCGUAGCCUUUUGGCAGCGGAUAGGUUCGUCCCACGUCCAGUCCGAUACUGGCUUCUGGUCCUCAAGUGUUAGAGCCUUCAAGAAGGUUCGAGAGUGGUCCGAGAUCGUCGCCGGCCCCCGCUGGAAGACUUUUAUCAGGCGAUUCAACCGUAGCAAAAGUGGGGGCGGAAUCGUCUCCGGCGGUAGGCAUGGGCAAUUCCAUUAUGAUCCUUUGAGUUACGCUUUGAAUUUCGACGAAGGCCCGGGACAGAAUGGUAAUUUGGAAGACGAUAAUGAUUUCGGUGCCUUUCGGGCUUUCUCAACCCGUUACGCUCUUGUUCCCGGUUCGGAGAAAACACCAUUGGCGUAGAUGACGCCGAGUGGAUCAUGUACAGUGAACCGGUGACGUCACUACGGCGUGGCUUCUUCGUUUACUUUUAUAUGAUAAGAUGGCACAUUGUAGGGUUAUUUUUGCUUAAUGGAUAGGUGGGUGGGUUGGGGUGAUAGUGAAAGGUGAGGAUGAAGCGUAUGGGAUUAAGAUUAGAUUUUGUAUGUAUUCAUUUUUGGGCUUUUUCUGAUUUUGGAGCUUUUAAGUUAUUUCGCUUUUAAUUUUCCUAAUUAUGUAAAUAUAAAAUAGGUUUAUAUCUCAUAAAUUCCUUCCCAAA
This is a messenger RNA of Gossypium raimondii (Peruvian cotton), 849 nucleotides long. RefSeq lists its product as uncharacterized. The transcript has a single exon. Bases 72 to 554 code for a protein of 160 amino acids. Lineage: Eukaryota; Viridiplantae; Streptophyta; Magnoliopsida; Malvales; Malvaceae. The record is from RefSeq and is a predicted model, not a curated record.